AUGUCUCCGGCGGAAAAUGGUGGCUGGGCGGAUAACAAUGCUCUCGACGAGGAAUGCGAAUACAAUUGUAUAGAGCCGUUCGCUGGCGAGAGCUCUUUGGUGAUGCCGGUAUCGCAGUUGAUGCACCGGGAAUGCCGGAAGGUGCUCGAGAAGCUGGCCAGCGUUGCUCAGCGUGCUUGUUCACUGACACGGGCGAAAAUACAGCCGGACAAGACAAAAAGCAAAAGAUGCGUGCCCGAUUUCUCGGAUAUUGCUCACCUGGCAAUUUCAUUCCAGGGCAUUUGUCUUCCUGGUGAGCAGAUGAAUCUCGUGAAGGAGGCACUGGAGCGCUGGUCAUGCAAGACGCACUCGACACCGGGCGAAAUGGCGCAUUUGUACAUCAGGGACAGAUAUCCGAACAUGCGCUUGCUAUUCGACAAAUACAGCCAGUUGACCAGCAUAUACCGGGACACCGUUACAAAUAUCAUUGAAAUGGUUGUCGAAUCUGCUGAUUCACUCGGAUGCUUCAACCGAAGCUAUUGGCGCAAAGUGUGUGAGGCGCUGUGCGAAUUGCCCCAUCAAUUCCCGAGGAUGAGGAGGCGAAGCGAAGUGACGCUCGCUUGGCGCAUCAUUAUUUUAUUCCUCUUCUGCAAAAUUGAGUAUGCUAUGGAAUUGCGACAUCGAUGUGUGCAAGCUUUUCAUUCAUACGACAAUCCAUGUUACAUAUACUGA
Molecule: messenger RNA, 711 nt
Organism: Gongylonema pulchrum
Lineage: Eukaryota; Metazoa; Nematoda; Chromadorea; Rhabditida; Gongylonematidae
Source: the annotation of a GenBank genome assembly